Messenger RNA from Drosophila serrata, 2566 nucleotides. RefSeq names its product Major Facilitator Superfamily Transporter 12 (gene MFS12). Gene Ontology annotation, cellular component: membrane. Gene Ontology annotation, biological process: monoatomic anion transport; transmembrane transport. NCBI's taxonomy places the organism in Eukaryota, Metazoa, Arthropoda, Insecta, Diptera, Drosophilidae. Gene Ontology annotation, molecular function: transmembrane transporter activity. The record is from RefSeq and is a predicted model, not a curated record.
AUAGGUACCCAGAGAAUAAGAACCGCGGAGAUAAUCGCAAUUAUUAAACAGCUGUUGCGUCGAGAAAGAGUUCCCAUUUCCACUCUUAUACCAGACCUCUCUCUUUCCGAGUAAUAACUGCAAUUUCCAAUGACCAACCAGACCUACCCUACCUUAAGUAACUGCUCCGUUACAACCCAGACGUCUGGCCAUAUUUGCAAACCAUAUCUUGAUUGUAUAUCAGACAUCUGCACGAGCUUGUGACUGUCUUUAUAAAGAUUAACAAGAGAUAAUUCCACUUUUGACACACGGAAAAUAUAUUUAUUAUCUUUUGUGGAGGUGGUGAAGGUGCCGAGGUUGCACAACAUUUUGCAACGCAACCAAUUUCGGGUUACUUAAUCUCAGGAUCCAUCGAGCUAAUAAAGUAUACGGCUCCAUUCACACAUUCUGCCCCCCAUCGAACCGUACUCCACUGCCACAGCGGGAACUUUUCCAUUGAGAGUGGAGCUCUUUUGUUUUCCUCAUUGGCCGACGUUAAUGAUAAUGAUAAUGACAAUAUUAUUAUAAUAAAACCGAAAACGAGUCUGACGGAGGCGUUAAUUAAUGGGAAUCGUCACUAUCAGAGCGCAUUGUUAAACUGCUAUAAAACGAGAAUUGAGUAAAAAAAAAAGGUCCUAGAAAUAAUCAUGCAGCUGACAAACAAUUCGCACAGUCGAUUUAUAUAUUGAGGCAAUCAAUAAAUCGUUUAGCCAGACGGGCGUCAAGUCCGCAACCGAUCAAACAUGGUUUACUAUUCCAACGGGGAGCGGAGGCCCCUGCUGAUCCGCGUAGUUCCCGAUCCCCUGAGGAAACUAGCCACCUCCGGUUUCGGUGCCCGCCACUGGCAGGCGAUCCUCCUGUUCGUGGGCAUGAUGAUCAACUACUUCCAGCGGGUCAACAUCUCGGCAGCCAUUGUUCCUAUGACCCAGUCCACGGCAGGCGCUCCCUUUUACAACUGGGAUACGUCUGACAAGUCUUUGAUCCUCAGCAGUUUCUUCUGGGGGUAUGUGGUCUCCCAGGUCCCAGCAGGUAGGAGAUUCAGAGUCCCAGAAAGUUCCACAGCUAACUCUUUUUCCGUAGGACUUUUGGCCAAGCGCUUUGGUGCCAAACUGGUUCUCGGCGUGGCCACCGCCAUAGGCGGCAUCUUGUGCUUUUUUCAUCCCUUGGCCGCCCACAGUGGCUGGGAGAGUGUCUGUGUGCUGCGCGUCUUUACUGGCAUUGUCCAGGGAACAGUCUAUCCUUGCGUUCACACACUUCUGGCUAAGUGGGUGCCGCGCACGGAGCGGGGAUUCCUCACCACGGGCAUCUACUCGGGUGCGCAGUUCGGAACUGCAGUUAUCCUGGUUACCAGUGGCUUUAUCUUUGAGUCUAGCAUGGGCUGGCCGGGACUUUUCUACCUGUCUGGGGGUCUGAGCGUGGCCUGGGCGCUCCUGUUCUUCUGGCAGGGAGCCAACGAACCUGCCACCGCCCCCAAGAUCAGCAAGAUCGAGCAGGAGUACAUAGAGAGCCUGACGGGCAGCAACAGCGCGAGUCAGUCCAUGCCCGUCCCCUGGAUGUCGAUCUUUAGGUCACCAGCUUUCUAUGGUCUGCUGGCUGCCCAUUGCGGCUUUACUUGGGGCUUCUACACCCUGCUGACCGAGAUGCCCACGUACAUGAGCAAAGUGCUGCAGCUGAACGUCAAGUCAAAUGCCUUCCUAUCCUCGCUGCCGUACUUCGCCAUGGGUGUUCUCUGCCUGGUGGUCAGCCCUAUCUCAGAUCUUCUCAUCAACCGAGGCACCAUUUCGAUCACCACCGCCCGAAAGCUGUUUAACUCCAUCGGGCAGUGGGGACCGAUGGCCUGCCUGAUUGGAUUGGGCUACAUGACCGCUGACGAGAAGACGUGGGCCAUCCUCCUGCUGACGCUGGCCGUGGGCAUCAAUGCGGGUUGCUCCUGCGGCUACCUGAUCAACCACAUAGAUCUGUCGCCAAACUUUGCAGGUCCCAUGAUGGGUGUGACCAAUGGCAUAGCCGGAGUGACGUCCAUUGUGGCUCCCUUGGUGGUGGGAGCAAUUCUCAACAAUGAGGAGGAUCCCAGUCAGUGGCGGGUGGUGUUCUUCAUCACGGGCGGUGUCUAUCUGGUGUGCAACACUCUGUUCGUGAUCUUCGGCAAGGCCACAGUGCAGUCUUGGAAUGAAGCUCCCAGCAUGUCCAGUACGAUGACGUUGCGCAACAACCUGGAGAACGAUUCGAGGACCAUUGCGCCGACGUCGGAUAAGGACCAUCGAUUCUGAAGCAUCUGGAACUCGCCGCCGCUCCCAUUGACAAUCUCGUUAAUUGUAGUAAUUAUAAGUUAGUGUUCUUUGGAUAAGCCUAGCUCUAAUUAAAGAUAUUCGUUUAUGUUUACGCUUAUGCUAAAGGAAGCUUAAUGUGGCUUAGUUGUGCGAUAGCCCUAAUUAGACUUUACGAUGUGUGGCACGUUUCCAAAGUGAUAAAGAGAUUAAGUCGUGCCGAGUAUGUCUACAAGUGAACCGUCACAGCAUAGUAAUAGAUAUAUAUAUACAACCCCUCA